CGAGCUCUGAGAGAGGAGGAUUUCACCGGCGACCAACCGCCAGAUUAAAAAGAUGUCUGAACCCGUAGCAUCGCCAAAUCCAAAAGCGGAGACUGGAGACGGGCUGAAUGUUGAUCUGCUGCCCAUCUCAACGUCAGACUGUCAGACACAACAUGCAGAGAGAUUCUGUGAGAUCUUAGUGAUGGGCGGAGACGUGACAGAGAAGUUACACACAGACUCUGAACAGCCAGAGAAGAUCCGUGCGGUUCCCAUCCACCGGCGUCCCGACCUGCUGGUCCCCUGCGCUGACCUGGUCAACUCCGAGUGGCAGAGGAGCCAGGCCGCCCGCGUUCACUCCCUGCAGAAGUCCUGCGCAGAGUUCCCCGUCUGCCUGGUUCUCCUGCAGGGCCACCGGGAGACGGAGCGGCUGCUCGGCCACGCCAGGCUGUCCCAGGUCGUAGGUCACAGCGGCAGCCUGUUUGUGGAGUCGGUGGUUGUGUCCAAGGCGGAGCGGGGGAAGGGCUACGGCCGGACUCUGAUGGAGGAGACCGAGCGCUACGCCAAAAGCCGAGGGUUCAAGCGCUUGUGCCUGACCACCCACGACAAGCAGCACUUCUAUGCCCACAUCGGCUACGUGCUUUCGACGCCGGUGCAGAACGCAGGCUCCAUGACGGCGUUUGUUCCCAUGGAGAUGCUGCUGAGGUUCUCCAGAAUGCCGAGCGAAGAGGCCCCGAAACCACCACAGCCAACACGAACAGAGACGGAUGCUCAAGUACAUAAAGAGAGCGGAGACUCAGGAGGGGCUUGUGUUGUAGGGUCACCUCCACGUUCCAGUUUACCUCCUCCUCCUCCUACUCCUUCAUCCAUCACUCCAUCACCUCCUCCCUCCAUCCCUUCUGUCCCUCCUCCUCCUCCUGUAUCUGUCCCUCCAUCACCUCCUCCUUCAAACCCUCCUCCUCCUCCUCAGUCUGCAGGGCAGCCGGUGGUUCAGACUCUCACUGAGACUCCCUACAGAGACGCUAAGGGUGUACCCAUCUUUUGGAUGCACAAAGACAUAUGAAGAACACAUACUAAGACACUGAAAACAGAUAUACAAAGCACACACACAACUAUUGAUUACUCAGACACAGAGAAAGAGUGACGGAGGAAAACUCCAGAUACAGAAAUGUGUUAGUAAACCAAAGAAAUACAGAAAACAAGUGUGCAUUUACACAUUCAUACAUUCAGACACACUCAUGCACAGUGUGAAGGCUUUUAUGUGACACACAGUAAGUCCAAAACUGAUUUAUUUUUUUCUCCACAAUUCAACAAUGUAAAACUACAUAUAUCAUACAGCUCUCAAACUCUGAGAUUUGGCAGAUUAUUUAAAAUUACAAUGUUAUACUUUACAACAUGCUUCUUAUUUUUUUAAUCUGGAAUUUUAUCUGAUGAAGAUGGAAGUUAAUUGUCAGAUUAUCUGCUGGUUGGAUGAUAAUUAAAUUAAAUUUGGAUAUAUUUCAACUUUUGUUUUCACUGUAGUUUCCAAAUAAUUGAUUUAGAUACUCAAACUUUUUCUUAAACAAUUAUAAUUCACUUUAUUGAAAAUUGUUACAAGUGGGAAUGCAUUGAUGUUUGAUCUCUAUGCUGGAGCUCUAGUGACUAAAAUAAAAUCAUUGGUUUAAAUUUCAUUGGGUGGAGGCAAAAAAAAAACCCAAAAAACAAAAUUUGUAAGUAAGCAAACAGUUAAAUUAGGAAAUAAUACCCACCAAUUUUGCACUCUAUAAUGUAUGUAGAAAACAAAAUGAAUUUGGAUGAAUAUGUGUCCUUUGAACAACUCAGAAGUCAAAAUUCAGUCAUUAUCUGCUGCUAUUUUUGAAUUAUGUGACAUUGUGAUGUUGUGCCUUGAUGAACUGCCAGAGAACUGAAGCCUUAUUCAAGUUUGGACCAUAUUUUAAUAUUGAUGAA
Scomber scombrus (Atlantic mackerel) is the source of this 1923-nucleotide messenger RNA. Its product is annotated as N-alpha-acetyltransferase 80. The coding region runs from base 53 to 1039 and encodes 328 amino acids. Gene Ontology annotation, cellular component: cytoplasm. Gene Ontology annotation, biological process: protein acetylation. The record is from RefSeq and is a predicted model, not a curated record. Lineage: Eukaryota; Metazoa; Chordata; Actinopteri; Scombriformes; Scombridae. The transcript is spliced from 2 exons. Gene Ontology annotation, molecular function: N-acetyltransferase activity; acetyl-CoA binding.